Molecule: messenger RNA, 1780 nt
Organism: Durio zibethinus
Lineage: Eukaryota; Viridiplantae; Streptophyta; Magnoliopsida; Malvales; Malvaceae
Product: UDP-D-apiose/UDP-D-xylose synthase 2
Molecular function (GO): carboxy-lyase activity
Source: RefSeq, a predicted model, not a curated record
UCUCCCUCUCAUUUCCCUCCUUUCCACAUAUAUACAGGCCACAUUUAUUUUUCCCUUCUCUAUCUCCAAAUCUCUCCUCUAUUUUGUUAGCGCUGCAAAUAAUUUUCCUUCGUCACAGCCGGCGUUCAAAGAUCGCAAAAACCGGUGUCGUUUCAAAUGGCAACGAGAAUCGAUUUGGACGGGAGGCCAAUAAAGCCGAUAACGAUAUGCAUGAUUGGAGCCGGAGGCUUCAUUGGCUCUCACCUUUGCGAGAAACUGAUGGCGGAGACGCCGCACAAGGUGCUCGCCUUGGAUGUUUACAAUGACAAGAUCAAGCACCUCCUUGAGCCUGACUCUCUUCCUUGGGCUAAUCGAAUCCAGUUCCACCGACUUAACAUCAAGCACGAUUCUAGGCUCGAAGGUCUUAUCAAGAUGGCAGAUCUCACGAUAAAUCUUGCGGCGAUCUGUACUCCAGCAGACUAUAAUACGCGUCCACUCGACACGAUUUACAGCAAUUUUAUUGAUGCACUUCCUGUGGUGAAGUACUGUUCAGAGAACAACAAGCGUCUCAUUCACUUCUCUACUUGUGAAGUGUAUGGCAAAACCAUUGGAAGCUUUCUUCCUAAAGAUUCUCCUCUCCGUCAGGAUCCUGCCUAUUAUGUUCUUAAGGAAGAUGCCUCGCCCUGCAUUUUUGGUUCAAUUGAGAAGCAGAGGUGGUCAUAUGCAUGUGCUAAGCAAUUGAUUGAGAGGCUUAUUUAUGCUGAGGGAGCUGAGAAUGGCCUUGAUUUCACCAUUGUGAGACCUUUUAACUGGAUUGGACCUAGGAUGGAUUUUAUCCCUGGCAUUGAUGGUCCAAGCGAGGGUGUUCCAAGAGUUCUGGCAUGCUUUAGUAAUAAUCUCUUACGCCGUGAGCCACUAAAGCUUGUGGAUGGUGGUCAAUCUCAGAGAACUUUUGUUUACAUAAAGGAUGCUAUUGAAGCCGUUCUCUCAAUGAUUGAAAAUCCAGACAGAGCCAAUGGUCAGAUUUUCAAUGUGGGCAAUCCAAAUAAUGAAGUCACAGUUAGGCAACUUGCCGAAAUGAUGACUGAGGUCUACAGCAAGGUUAGUGGAGAACCUGCUUUGGAGUCACCAACAAUUGACGUCAGCUCCAAGGAAUUUUAUGGCGAGGGAUAUGAUGAUAGUGACAAGAGAAUUCCGGACAUGACCAUAAUAAAUAGACAACUUGGUUGGAACCCCAAGACAUCGCUUUGGGACUUGCUUGAAUCGACCCUUACCUACCAACACAGGACUUAUGCAGAGGCUGUUAAGAAAUCUAUGGUAAAACCUAUUGCAUCCUAAGGAGACAAGAUGUUUAGACCACGCCUAAGAAAGGACUCACAUAAAAAUGUGCUUGUUCCCAAAUGUUUCAAGUCUUUAUAUUUAGGAAGUCUUAAAUAUAUCUUAAUUGUUGAUUUUCCUUAUAUGCUAGAUCUUUUUGUCUUCCCUGUGUCGAUAGUCAAUAGCUCUAACUCUGUAGCUCAGGCAGCUAUGUUCUCAGUAUGGUAUUUAUGUGGAGACCCUAGAUUCUACUAGGGAACGGUAUUGUGUUAGUGUUAUCAUAUAAAUUAUUCCAAUAGAGCUUUGAGCUACAGCAUGUUGGGUGGGUAUUGUCGGAGGAAAGGAAAGCUGUUAUCGUUUCUUAGGGGGUUUGCCUGCCAUUCCUCAAUUUUGUCUCUCCUGGGUUUUGUUGUACCUAUUAACUUGUUUGACUCUCUCAGGCACAUUUUCGUAAAUUAUUAUUUUAUUAUUUUCAUGCAAGUAA